GUUUCAACCAAUCAGCGCUUUGCCACCUCAGGUGUGGCGCCAGUAAUAUUUUUUAUUAACGAUAAUUUUAAGCACCUUCUUGUUGAUUGUUGAUGCGACGCAUAAUUUGUGACGCGCGCAGGAUAAGCGCUAACGCUUGACCAAGGCGCCUGCUACCGGUCAGGCACAAAGUCGGAAGUAACGCCAAGUUUCAGCUUCAGUCGCACGUCGAUUAUUCGAGUGAUAAGUUUAUAGCCUCUGCUGCUAAAUAGCGUUGCAAAUCGGCCACACAAAAUGCAGCAGCAAACCCAAUCAACGCCACUCGAUGUGGAGAACGUAAUUAAGUCCUCGAAUUCCACACCGACACCCGGUCAGCUGACAGCGCUAUCCGUGCCACCACGUCCGUCUUCUCCGCGUCAAUUCUUCGAACGUCUUUACGGUCAUCUCGAGACUCGAACACACAAUAGUGAGAGCGAUGACAUCGAUGUGGGCACUCACCAUGAGACGCCCUAUCAGAGCGACGGCGGCAGUGCAUCCUCUCCGGAUAUCUCAAUAAGUGACGAACGCGCCUCACUGAUCAGUUUCCCGUCAUACGAAUUAAUCGCUCCUGCUCCGCCGGAAUAUAAUCCCUAUAGAACCAUUCCCAAUGCAACUUCACCGACCCUUCUGUCCUACCCGGCUUUUUCGGCUGAUGCUCAAAUCAACGCUGGAUUUUCAGCAUUUUUGGCUCGACGUCGGCGUAAGGAAGGGCGACAGAGGCGACAGCGCACCACAUUUAGCACGGAGCAAACGUUGCGGCUGGAGGUGGAGUUCCAUCGGAACGAGUACAUAUCGAGGAGUCGACGCUUUGAGCUGACGGAGACGUUGUGCUUGACUGAAACUCAAAUCAAGAUAUGGUUUCAAAAUCGACGCGCCAAGGAUAAGCGCAUUGAGAAGGCGCAAAUUGAUCAGCACUACAGGAACUUUGUCGUGGCCAAUGGUUUUAUGAGCACCAUCAUGGGACAAACGAGUUACGCGACGGCAGCGCCGGCUAACAGUACAGCGGUAGCGGCGGCGGCCAUGUUAGGCAGCGGCUACUAUGCCGCACCGACGGCAAUGCCCGCCCUGCUGCCUACGCCGCUGCCCAAGGAUAGGCUCAUAAAUAACGGGCACAGUGCGAAUGGUAAUUAUGUUGACAUCGCGGACCACCACCAACAAGAACCACACCAAACCCAUGUGCCUCCUGACCAACAGCAACAACAACAGCGGCAAAUACAACAGCCGCAGCAGCAGCAGCAGCGUCGCAACCAUUUAGUGCCUCCGCCAAGGCUUAUCAAUUCGUGUUAA
Messenger RNA from Drosophila arizonae, 1305 nucleotides. RefSeq names its product transcription factor rough (gene ro). Lineage: Eukaryota; Metazoa; Arthropoda; Insecta; Diptera; Drosophilidae. The record is from RefSeq and is a predicted model, not a curated record. Gene Ontology annotation, molecular function: DNA binding.